Manihot esculenta (cassava) is the source of this 1326-nucleotide messenger RNA. RefSeq names its product short-chain dehydrogenase TIC 32, chloroplastic. NCBI's taxonomy places the organism in Eukaryota, Viridiplantae, Streptophyta, Magnoliopsida, Malpighiales, Euphorbiaceae. The transcript has 8 exons. The record is from RefSeq and is a predicted model, not a curated record. The coding region runs from base 86 to 1027 and encodes 313 amino acids.
ACGCCAAAUAAAAGCAGCGGUCACCUCCCUAACACUAUCGCUCGUUUUGCUCUGGAAGCAGUUGAUUCUGAGAGCCAAAGAAAGAAUGUGGCCGUUUUGCAGAAAAGGACCAUCUGGGUUCUCAUCAUCUUCCACAGCCGAGGAAGUUACUCACGGGAUUGAUGCAUCUGGUCUCACUGCCAUUGUUACAGGAGCAUCUAGUGGUAUUGGCACUGAAACUUCAAGGGUGCUUGCAUUACGUGGUGUCCAUGUAAUCAUGGCAGUCAGGAAUAAGGCUGCUGGAAGAUCUAUCAAAGAAGCUAUAGUAAAAGAAAUCCCAUCUGCCAAAGUUGAUAUCAUGGAAUUGGACCUCAAUUCAAUGGCAUCUGUGAGGAACUUUGCAACAGAGUUCAAUUCUUCGGGUCUCCCACUGAACAUCCUAAUUAACAAUGCAGGAAUUAUGGCAACACCAUUCAUGCUUUCCAAAGACAACAUAGAACAACAGUUUGCAACAAAUCACUUAGGUCAUUUUCUUUUGACAAAUCUGUUGUUGGAGAAUAUGAAGAAAACAGCCCAUGAAAGUAAAAGAGAAGGAAGAAUAGUGAUUGUCUCAUCAGAAGCUCAUCGUUACACUUAUCAUGAAGGAAUACGUUUUGAUAAAAUCAAUGACCCGUCAGGGUAUAGCAGUAUACGUGCCUAUGGUCAAUCUAAGCUUGCUAAUGUGUUGCAUGCUAAUGAGCUGACUAGACAGUUGAAGGAAGAUGGGGUCAAUAUAACUGCAAAUUCACUUCAUCCAGGAACAAUUUCAACCAAUCUUUUCCGUCACAUGAGCACUGUCAAUGGCUUGAUCAACGUGGUUGGUAGACUAGUGCUUAAAAACGUUCAGCAGGGUGCUGCUACUACAUGCUACGUGGCGUUGCAUCCGCAAGUGAAGGGUGUAAGUGGUGAAUAUUUUUCAGACUGUAACCUGGCCAAAGCAACUGAUAUGGGUAGGGAUGUUGGAUUGGCAAAGCAACUGUGGGAUUUCAGCAUGAAAUUGGUUAACUGAAUGAUGCUUCUAUUUCCACAAUAUAAACAACAUUUCUUUUCUUUAAACGUAAUAGUGUGCAUGUUUGUGCAAGAAACAUACAUAAUAUUGGGGGAGAUCUUACUUAGACUAGGUCUAUUGGACCCAAAGCAUAAAUAUGUGGGAUUUUAUGAUCCCACUUGUAUGGCUUUGAGUUCAUAUAGAUCCCGUUCGUAAUAUUCCUACGGUUAAUUUGUUGAUUGUAAUUAGAUAUUAUUAUUUCUGUAUUUUAAGUAUUUAAAUAUAAUUUUAUAAAAAUAGUUAUUUAUUUUUAGUGUUAA